AUGUUACAUAGCUUGCUCAACUUCUCCUAUUUGUUCAUGCAUAUUAGGACAAUUUCUGCAGAUGUAAACGGCCUUCUAUCUGUUUCUGUGGAAGAAACAACCACUGGUUAUAGGAAUGAGAUUACCAUAACCAAUGACCAAAAAAGGCUUUCAGCUGAGGAGAUUAUAAGAAUGAUUCAUGAAGCUGAGAAUUAUCAGGUUGAUGAUAGGAAGUUCAUGAAGAAGGCUAAUACAAUGAAUGCUUUGGAUGACUAUGUUUACAAGAUGAGGAAUGCAUUGAAUAAUAAGAAUAUCAGUUCAAAGCUUUGUUUACAAGAAAGGGAGAAAAUCAAAUCUGUAAUUUCGAAGGUGACAGAUUUGCUAGAGGGUGAUAAUCAGCCGUAUGAAAUAGAGGUGUUUGAGGAUCAUCUGAAUGAGCUUGUGAACCUCUUUGAUCGUGUCAUUGGCAAGUUUGCUUAG
Molecule: messenger RNA, 459 nt
Organism: Glycine soja
Lineage: Eukaryota; Viridiplantae; Streptophyta; Magnoliopsida; Fabales; Fabaceae
Product: heat shock 70 kDa protein-like
Exons: 2
Coding region: 1-459 (152 amino acids)
Biological process (GO): cellular response to unfolded protein; protein refolding
Cellular component (GO): cytoplasm
Molecular function (GO): heat shock protein binding; ATP hydrolysis activity; ATP-dependent protein folding chaperone
Source: RefSeq, a predicted model, not a curated record